AUGGAUCAGGAAGAAGAUUAAGAAUAUUUUUUCAAUAUGACUUUGUUGUAUGUUUAUGUCUUUAAACUUUUAGUAAAAAAAGCUUUGUUUCAGCCUUCAAAGAUCAAUCAUAUGUCCAUUAAAUUUUGUCAAAUAUAUAAUUUAAUGUACUUAAAGGAUUUAAAAUCAGAUUAGUGUAAAACUUUAAUUUUAUUAUUCUUCUAAAUAGUGCAAAUGAACACAUAGAUGAUGUAGAUUUUGAUAAAGUUAUCUUUCUUUUUGAUGGAUAGAAAAUUGCUUCAAAUUCAAUGAGUCACAUCUUAAUCAAUUCAGAGUAUAAUAUUAAUUAUAAACUAAUAGAAAUGGUAAUUAUUUAUCUCCUAAAACCUAUUAUAAAAUAUUAUAACCAUUUAGUUUCAAUCUCAGGAUGUUAUCUCUUAAUAUUAUGGAUAAUGCAGGUCUUUCUAUAGUUGAAUGGCUAUAAUACUUAUCACUGAUAAUCUAAUCUUGUGUUUAAUUAGAAUAAUUGUAUAUAUAAAUUCACAAAUAUUUUACAAUUAUUCUAAAUAAAGGAUACUUUUCAAUCAAACUUAAGUAAAUCUAUCAUUAAAUUAAGAUGUGGAAUAACAAAUGAUUGUACUAGUAUUCAAUAAUUGGCAUUUCUGAGUUCUAAAUUACAAUUUAAUUAAUUUCGAUUGAAAAUAGAUGAUGAUAAUGUUAUUAAAGAUAGUCUUGAUCAUUUUGGUCCAAUUCUUCUUAAUUGUAAUAAUUUAAAUUAUUUUUCAUUAACAAUAGGGUAAUUUAUUUAUUCUAUUUAAUAUUAAGAUAAUCUUGUCAAUUAUAUUCAACAAAAUUUUUAGAAAAUUUAAAUAAUCAACCUAUAACAUUUUUUAAAUUGAAAAUUGGUAAUUCUAAUGAAAUUGGAAGUCAAGCCUUAUAAACAAUUUUAUUAUUGGUAUAGAAUAAAUUAAAACAUCUAAAACUUUAAGUUGGGUAAUUUAUUUUAAAUUUAGUUAUUUUAGAAGUUCAACUAAAAUAUUUAAAUAACUUUAAUUGCAAUAAAUUUAAUGUAAUAAAUUAGAAUAGUUAAAUUUUAAAAUUGGUAAGAAUAAUGAUUUCCAAAAUGGAGGAGCCAAGUUCUUAGCAUUAUUAUUAGAUUCACCUUAAUUAUAAAUUGUCAAAAUAAGUAUUGGAGAUUCUAAUUAAAUGACAGAUCUAUAAGCUUUAUAUAUAUUUAUAUUAUUGUAAAAAUUAAGAACAGUUAAUAUAUUGGAAUUAGAAUUUGAGUAAUAUAAUUAUAUUAAUUAAAUAGACGAAAUAUAUGUGUUAAUAAGUAUUGUUUAGAAUAAUUAGAGAAACUCAUCAAUAAAAGUAGUAAUUUAAAUAGUCUUUCUUUAAAUUUUGCAAAAUAAUAAUAAAAUUUAGAUUUUUCUAAUUUAUUUAAUACACUUGGAUAAAAGAGAAAUUUAGUUAAUUUAGAUCUAAGCAUUGGUGGACAACAAAGUUUACCUGAUUUAACUGAAUUGGGAAUAAGAUUAAGACAAUUAGAGUAUCUAAGUGUUUUCAAAUUAAAUUUGAAGGGGAAUAAUAAUAUAGAAUAUACAAAAUUAUGUUAAUUUUUAGAAUAAGUAAAAUCAAAUAAGACUCUUAAUUUACUAUCUUUAAAAACAGGAUCUCAGAAAUCUAGUGAUUAUAGAUAAGAGGAAAUGAGAUCAAAUGCAAUUCUAUUAUAAAAGAUUUGUCUCUUUGGAACACCUAUAAUUGUUUAUUUUAGUCAUUUAAAUGAUCAAAUAAGUUACUAAUAUAAUUUUGAUAGAUUAUAACUAAUUGGAAUUGAACAAGUUGUUUCAAGAGAUAUAUUAAUGCCUAUUCCUUCAAAUUAAUUGGUAAUAUAAAUAAGAGAAGUAUUCAAUGUAGAUAAUUUAUAUUUGAGAUAAAUCUAUUCCUUAAUCAAAUAAUAGGAAUAUAUUGAUAUACAAUCAUAUUAAUUAUAUAUCAAAUAUUAAAAAGGAGUUUCAUUAAUGAAAAUUGGUUAAUUAAAUUAUCUUAUUUAAUUUUUAUUAUUCACAUAAAGAUAAAUAACUGAAAUUCAAAUGUAUAGUCAUAAAUAUUAUAAAUUAUUAGUUUUGAAGAUAAUUUUCUUUGGAUAGGAAUUAGUGAUUUACUUCAUGAAUUGAUCAAAAGAUAAAAAAUAGCAGAGAUUCCAGAAUUUAGAUUUAUUUCAAUAACAAUUAGUAUAAAAUUGUAAAAUGGAUCAUUGUCAAUAAUAGCGUAAUAUUAUAAAUAAUUAAUUAUAGAGUGGAACCUAUGUAAUUAGAUUUAUAAGGAUUUACAUAAUUUUGUGAAUUUUUAUUUUUGAUUUCUUAUUUUGAAGUGAGAUUUCUAAAAAUAGAAUUUCCAAUAACAAAUUUCAGUUUAGAUUGGAAUGAAUUUAGUAAUGCAUUAAUAAAUUUUGAAUAAUUACAACAAUUAGAUGUUAAAUUUAAGAAUAUGUCCCACAAUGAGGGUAGUUGUAAAGAUUAUAAAUUAUUCCAUAAAAAUUUAUGUAAAGUAUUUAUAGAAAAUAAAUAUCUCACUGCAUAUGAUUAGUAAGAAUUUAUAAAAUAUAUUUAAUUAGUUUUAGUGAAAAAGCAGUAUUUCCUAUUCCUUUGCAAUAUCAUUUGGGUAAUCAAAUAAAAGAAUUGGAGGAAUAGAUUCAUUAAUAAGAGGAAUAAGUUUAAAGAAUUUUGGAUGGUCAUCCUAAUCCUGGAGAUUAAAAUGUUGUCUUUGAUCAACUUCAAUAGAGUUUAUAAGCAAAUAAGAAGGAUUUAUAAGAGAGAAACUAAGAUAUAAAGGCUGGCAAGGAAUAUGAAAGAAUAAAAUCCAAAGUUUUAUUAAGAAGAAGAAGAUUGACUUAUUAGUACUUUAUGGCAAUAAAGAAAUAUUCAUAAAGGUUAAACAAAUAAUAAAUGAUAUCUGAUAUUAUUGACAUGUUAUGA
This is a messenger RNA of Paramecium pentaurelia, 2957 nucleotides long. Lineage: Eukaryota; Ciliophora; Oligohymenophorea; Peniculida; Parameciidae. The record is from the annotation of a GenBank genome assembly.